UAUUUCUACUUCAUGGUCACCAAAUAUUUUAAGAAUGUAACGGUUUAUGAAUAUUGUAACUCGUACACGAGACGGAAGACAUUACUUUUAGCUAUUCCUGAUAUUAUGAAGAAAAACUUUGAACACAUGAGAAUUACCCUGACUUUUACCUGUGAUACUGGAUCGGAAUCUAUUAACUUUUCACAAUUAAAAGAAAUCAAUAUUAAGAAAGAUUAUUUUCAAUUGAGGUUUUUUGAUAUAAAUGUGACAAAACUUUCUACGGGGAGAAAAAUCAUCCAGCCUCCUCUUGAAGUUAACUGUCCUUACCUUUUUCACCAUGGCAUAAAGUUUCCAGGGAGUAAAGUUUUUCAAGAAUAUCAUGUAAAUGUAUCUGAGACUUUCGUUGAUCAAUCAGUUGGAUUAAAAUCAACAAGUGAGUUUAUUAUCGAAACUCUGGAGGAAAUUUCUUCAAUCAAAAGAUUUCAAGGUGGGGUUCUCAUGGAAUCAAUCAAUGAUUAUCGUCUUGGACUCAAGUACGUUCUAGGUACUAAUAAGGAUAAUGGUCGAAAGUGCAAAGUUGAACCGAUUCCCAUCGAUAGUGACACAAUCACCUUGACCUACAGUCAAUUGAGCUUCAAUAAAGUCGCUUGGCUUGACUUAGAAUACGAUUACAAAGGACAAUAUCUACUCUCAUGGGAGCCGAAAAAUAUUACCUUUAAUGUUUGGAGAGCGGUUGAAUCUGACAAAACUGAAAACGAUAUUAUUUAUAAUAAUAUUUCUACAACUUUAUAUAUGCUUGAAAAGUUAUCAUAUGAGGAAGAAUUUCAUGUUACCAUCAAUGACGAAGACACUUUUUCCGGUUAUAUUCUGGUCUAUGCGACCAGAGAUUUAUAUCCAAUGUAUGCAAAUAAAAAAAUAUCACAAGUAAGAAGAUUUUUCAAUUUCACAAUGAAUAUUGAUGGGAUUCGUUCAUCAGCAUCACGUAGACACCAACAGUUACUCAGUAAUUGUUACGAUGAUAGUGAUAAUAUUGCUAAUAUUACUCUGAACCUGAAAAUAGCAAAAACUGAUAAUUUUAAUGAUACAGAAUCAGAGCUUAAUCUUAUCGAGGUUGAGAAAUCUCUUAUACGAAUUAUCAGCAACUUCUUGCACAUUUCAUUUCUACGGAUCAUCUCGAUAAAUUUAACAUCCCCUUCAAAGAUUUACAUCAAUGCAACAAUUAGAAUAGCCGAAGCAAUAGAUCUAUUGGAUUUACACUCGAAAUCAUAUCGUAAAUUUAAUCGCAAUACUUUAGCACAAUUUGAUUCUAUUGAUGCAGAAAACGAUGAUGAUUGUUUAAUCCAACAAGCUGAAAGACACGAUACGAGCUAUGUAAUUAGUUGUGAUUCUGAGCAAAUUAAUUAUUGCAUCAGGCUUUCUACUGGACAACCACUUCCACAAGAAGAUUCAACUGGAACUGUUUGUUUAGUUUACAAUAAUUUCCAUGAUACUUUGGCUUCAUUUACCAAAGAAACACCUUUAGCCAGUCUCUUGAAACCAGCAUUCACCUUACGGGGCAUCAAAUUCCUUGUCAGCGAUUCACAUUUCCAAAUUCUCGAUGCUUGGACAUCAAAAUACGAAAACGCCAUCGUUACAAUGGCACCAGAUAAAAAAACGAAAGAAUUUGUAGAGACAACUAAACCGGAGCAAGAGAAAAUAAUUGGAGAAACACCGAAAAGGAGCAAUGCUACUCACAUUAAACUUCAAAAGUACAAUAGUACCACGAAUUAUGUUCAAAAACCAUCACAUUUGGUUCGACAUUUGGUUUUAACGAUUGUAUUGAUUUUAACUUUUGUUCUGAUUGGAUUUGGCUUAAAAAGAUGGAGUUACAGUCGAUCAAUUUACUCGAUAUCAGAGGUUGUAUCUCUUACAACAUUGGACCAAGAAAUGUCAAAAUAAUGAAGUUCUAUCAGAUCGAACUUCUCAUCUAAUAACUUUAAUGGACAUUUAUCGAAAAACAAUUUUCAAACAUUCGUCUUAUAUUAAUUUACAUAAAGCUCAUUCACAAAGAUAUAACGUUUACCUUUUUGAUGCCAAGUUCGAGCACCAUAAAUACAAAUUAUUGUAAUAAUAAAAGUGAAUUUCAUUGAAUUAUU
Messenger RNA from Panonychus citri (citrus red mite), 2114 nucleotides. RefSeq lists its product as uncharacterized. The record is from RefSeq and is a predicted model, not a curated record. NCBI's taxonomy places the organism in Eukaryota, Metazoa, Arthropoda, Arachnida, Trombidiformes, Tetranychidae. The transcript is spliced from 11 exons. The coding region runs from base 13 to 1917 and encodes 634 amino acids.